CAGAAAUGGCGGGGCUUAUCAGCUGUUAGCACCACAACUGUGAAAAUGUAACGACCGGCCAGCUGUUUAAGGUGCUCAAGGUUGGGCUGAAGAUUUUCUGAACGUCAAUCAAAGGUCAAUACAAAAAAAGUAUGUAGCUUUUAGUAUCGAGUGUUAAAUUUGUAUUUAGCGAUUCCGUUAGCCAGAAGCCAGUGAAGGGUUUUGUUUUUUGUUUAUGUCAACACGCUGUUGUGUUUCUGCUGAGAUUUUAAUAUGCAGUUUGCUCUGUGACAACCUUAACUGUCCGUCAAACUCCCAACUAUUACUUUAAUUAGUCUCUAACAGCUGGCCACAGCCAAGAAACUCGUGACAUCUAUCGACUGACCACACAGCUGGAUGACCUCAAGCGGUGGCAAUAACAAUGCCCGCAAACGGGAAAGUCAUUCCCCACACCCCGUUGGCCGUGGACUUCUGGCAUGUGCGGAAGUGUCCGGGUACCCGGCUGUUUUUUCUGUCCCACAUGCACAGCGACCACACGACAGGUUUGACGUCCACGUGGAGCAAUCGCCCCAUCUACUGCUCACCUACCACCGCCAAUCUGUUGAAACUCAAGCUGCAGGUGAAAGAACAGUGGAUCCAUCCUUUAGAAGUGGGUGAGCCAUACCUACUCCCACUGGAUGAUAUUGGCAAGGAGAGGCUCACGGUCACACUGAUAGAUGCCAACCACUGUCCAGGGGCUGUCAUGUUUCUAUUCGAAGGCUACUUUGGCUCCAUCCUAUACACUGGCGACUUUAGAUACACUCCUUCAAUGCUGCGUGAGCCAUGCUUAAGGACCUACGCCACUAUAGAUGUGCUGUACCUGGACAACACUAACUGUGACCCCAACCAUACCCUGCCAUCAAGACAGCGAGCCACUCAACAGAUUAAGGAGAUUAUUCGCAGCCACCCCAGCCACAAUGUUAUCAUAGGCCUUUAUUCCUUAGGUAAAGAGUCCCUGCUAUUGGAGCUGGCGAUGGAAUUUAAAACCUGGAUUGAGGUGAGCUUUGAGAGAAUGGAGACCCUUAAAGCUCUGGAGCUGCCUGAUGUCUUCACUACUGAGCCAGGGGCCGGCCGUAUCAGAGCUGUGGACCAGUCAGAGAUUUGUGCUUCUGCUUUGCACCAGUGGAACAAAGAACAACCAACUUUGGCCAUCUUGCCCACCAGCAGGCCCCUGAUCUCUUUCCACCCUAAUGUCCAUGUAGUACCUUUUUCAGAUCACUCCUCCUACCAAGAGCUGGAGGAUUUUGUCUCAGCACUUAAACCUACCUGCCUUAUACCCAUUGUAGGAAAAUGUGUACCUGGAAGUCUUUCUGCCUUACUCCCUCACAAAAAACGCCAUGAAAUCCUGGUACCAGAGUCAGUCCGACACUACAUGUCGAGAGAGCCAGAGAGGCAACUCUGCUCAUCAGCAUACACUAGCCUUCGCCGCAAACACUUCCAUCCUCUUGUUCCUAAAGGAGUGGUAUUUGAGUCUCCUGGAUCUGGGAAGUCACGUGAAGAAGCCUGGGAGGCAGAGUGUGUGGAGCAGGAUGGAUCUGGGGAAGAGACAGAAACAGAAAGUAGUGAAAAGGACUCUGACUGUAUUCUCCUGGACCUGAGCAAAGAGCUCACCCCCAGCAGAAAUGGAAGAGGGGCUGGAGAUGUGUGGAACCUCAACAUCGUCCAGACAGUCACAGAAGAAAGAGCGAGGGAAGGGUCAACACCACUGAGCGAAAUCGCACCGAGCCGCUUCUCUCCAGUGGAGAUUCUGGCAAACACCAAUGCCUGCUUGAAGCCCAGUGUGACCACAACGUUGUCUUUAGAAACAAGUGCCAAAAUAAUCAAUAACCAGCACAGUGAGUGUGAGAACAACCACACAUUGCCAAUUGAGAAUACCAUGAGUCAGCACUGCGGGAUUGAUCAGAACAACAGCGUGACAUUAUUUCAGAACAGCCCUGAUAAUGAUUCCUGUGCUUCAUCCAGCCCACUGGUUUUGCUGAACUAUGCGUAUAUAGAGGAGCUUGAAAACAGACUUUUAAAGAACCUCCCCUUCUCAGAGGAGGACUUUAAGAGCUGUGGCCUCCUGCAGAAAAGUUUUGUGCAGCAGUUUACCCCUUCACCUUUACAGUGUUCAAAAGACAAUGACCUCUCAGACUGAUUUUUGUUUGUGGUGAUUUUGAGGUUGAAGUUUUUGCCUUCUUUUAGAGGCCUUUUUGUAUUUUUGUGUCAUCAUAAGCACUUUAAAGCAGUUAUCCUACUUGUACCUGUGCUUUAAUUCCUUGUGCUAUUUCUAUUUUUCUCUCUUUUUUUUUUCUUUUUUUUUUUUUUUUUUUUUUUGUUGUU
Molecule: messenger RNA, 2340 nt
Organism: Pelmatolapia mariae (spotted tilapia)
Lineage: Eukaryota; Metazoa; Chordata; Actinopteri; Cichliformes; Cichlidae
Gene: dclre1b
Product: DNA cross-link repair 1B
Exons: 4
Coding region: 401-2155 (584 amino acids)
Biological process (GO): telomere maintenance; double-strand break repair via nonhomologous end joining; interstrand cross-link repair
Molecular function (GO): 5'-3' DNA exonuclease activity; damaged DNA binding
Source: RefSeq, a predicted model, not a curated record